Molecule: messenger RNA, 1558 nt
Organism: Oreochromis aureus
Lineage: Eukaryota; Metazoa; Chordata; Actinopteri; Cichliformes; Cichlidae
Gene: rcvrna
Product: recoverin a
Exons: 5
Coding region: 296-907 (203 amino acids)
Molecular function (GO): calcium ion binding
Source: RefSeq, a predicted model, not a curated record
UGCAAAGCCAAUCCACCAUAACACUUAUUCUGGAAAAAAAAUCAGUGGCUAACUUUAUAAGAUUAUCUGCGUCUCCACUAUAAUAGUCUUGGACUGGAUUACAACACAAUCUGCUGCAGUGGUGGGAAACCUGCAGUGACUGAAGACAGCUGUCUGGAUUUAGGCAGUGAUGAUCAUAAUCCCAUUUGGCACCUUGAGGGGCUCGACAGAGCAAACACAAGACAGAGACACAAGCUCCACAGAAGUUUACCGACCAAUCGCAGGAGAUACAAGAAUUUAAACUUUGUUGAUCAGGAUGGGGAAUACUAAGAGCAGCGCUUUGUCGAAGGAGCUCCUGGAAGAGCUGAAGUCCAACACCAAAUACACAGAGGCUGAACUGUGCACCUGGUAUCAGUCCUUCCUCAAGGAGUGUCCCAGCGGGAGGAUCAGCAAGCAGCAGUUCGAGGGCAUCUAUGCCAGCUUCUUCCCAGACGCGGACCCCACUGCGUAUGCGCGGCAUGUUUUCAGGAGUUUUGACACUAAUGCAGACGGAACUUUGGACUUUAAGGAGUACAUCGUCGCUCUGCACCUCACCUCCGGGGGAAAGACUCUGCAGAAGCUGGAGUGGGCCUUUGGCCUCUAUGAUGUGGACGGAAAUGGAACCAUCAGCAAAAAUGAAAUCCAAGAGAUUGUUAGGUCAAUAUUCAACAUGAUUCCUGCUGAAGCACAGAAGAAGCUCCCCGAGGAUGAAAACACGCCGGAGAAAAGGGCUGAAAAAAUCUGGGCGUUUUUCGGAAAGAAGGAGAACGAUAAAAUCUCAGAGGGAGAGUUCAUUCAGGGCGUGAUGGACAACAAGGAUAUUCUACGCUUGAUACAAUACGAUGAACCUCAGAAAAUCAAAGACAAGCUGAAAGAGAAGAAGCAGUAGAGUACAGGCUAAAAACAGAGCAGAAAAAAAACUCACGUGGUUCUAAGACUGAUUUCUGUGACUAUAUUUUAACCGCUUUAACCACAUUUCUCAUUUUUUAUUGUAAUUAAUCAUGUUCAUGUUCUUUCUGGUAAACUAGUUAAAAAGUGUUUCAUUUUUUGUCAUUGCAAGUAAUAAGUAAAUAAGGAAAUUAGGCACAUUUGAUAAAAUAAAAUAAAAUAAAAUAGAAGCUGAACAAUUGUGCAAUGGAUCCAUUUUAAACAGUGUAACCGCACAGGUUAGAACAGGGAUGGCAGCGUGAAUGUUGAUGAAUGUUGGGAGUCAAAACAGUGUUGACGUUUAAUUAACCAGAAUCAAUUUCUUCACAUUUUUACUUGUGUUGCAAUAAAUGUUAUUAAUAACUCCUUUGUGGAUUCAUAUUCACACUUCACAGAGUCAUCCAUAGGCUGGACUGGACGUUUUUUGGCGUGUCCGUUUUUUUUUAGGAGUUGUACUUUGUGUAAACGAGCUGAUUACAUGCAGUUAAAUAUUUAAAUCACACAAUUUACAAUGGUCAGCGCACGAGUUUGUUCCUUAUUUUAGUUUGUUCAGGUUUGUUCAAAUAUGUUUUGUACGUUUUUUUGUGUAGUCGUGGCAGUGAACACAUUAACU